Molecule: messenger RNA, 393 nt
Organism: Micromonas pusilla CCMP1545
Lineage: Eukaryota; Viridiplantae; Chlorophyta; Mamiellophyceae; Mamiellales; Mamiellaceae
Exons: 1
Coding region: 1-393 (130 amino acids)
Biological process (GO): spliceosomal complex disassembly
Cellular component (GO): U2-type post-mRNA release spliceosomal complex
Molecular function (GO): nucleic acid binding
Source: RefSeq, a predicted model, not a curated record
AUGGACGCCGCCGGUGCCGGUGACGACGCGGGAGUUGAACCGACUGAAGAAGAACCGAAAAAGGCGCUCACGAACCGCGGCCUUCGCCGAGCGGCGGAACACGCCGAACGCGAAAAGAGAAUUCUCGAGAGAGAGCGUCGCAAGCGCGGGCUCCCGGUGGACGCGAAACCCGGCGGGAAACACGUCGUCGCCGCCGGGCAUCAGUUUGGCGCGUUCGAGAAGCACACGUCCGGGUUUGGGUCGAAGAUGCUACGCGCGAUGGGGUACCAAGGCGAAGGCACCGGCGUCGGGCCGGGGGGCACGGGCAUCGCGGAGCCGAUCGCCGCGGAGAUGCGGAAAAAACGCGUGGGCCUCGGCGCGGAGAACACGAAGAAGAGUCGUACACGUAGUUGA